Molecule: messenger RNA, 941 nt
Organism: Oppia nitens
Lineage: Eukaryota; Metazoa; Arthropoda; Arachnida; Sarcoptiformes; Oppiidae
Exons: 1
Coding region: 39-941 (300 amino acids)
Biological process (GO): protein dephosphorylation
Cellular component (GO): nucleus
Molecular function (GO): protein tyrosine/serine/threonine phosphatase activity
Source: RefSeq, a predicted model, not a curated record
UAUUUGAUUGAGAGUUUCGGUAAAAGUAAAAGUCAAUUAUGACGAGUCAAAUGACCAUUAGUUUGGAUUUACCGAAACCACUGAAUCUGAUUGACGACAAACUAUUUCUCGGUAACAUUCAAUCGGCGACAUCGUGUGAUAUACUGACCGAACAUAAAAUCAAACGCGUGUUGUCCGUCAUUGAACUACCAAUUGAAACAAAAUAUCCGUUUAUUGAGUACUUUCAUGUGAUAGCAGAGGACGUCGAAGAACAGGAUCUGUUGACACAUUUUGAGGAGACCCGACAGGUGAUAGCUGACGGACAUCGCAAAGGUCACAACGUAUUAGUCCAUUGUAUGGCCGGUAUUUCUCGAAGCUCUACAGUGGUUACGGCAUUCUUGAUGAAUAAGUACGGAAAGAGUUACUCCGACACCAUUGAUAUGGUUCGCACCAAACGAUCGCAGAUAUACCCAAACGAAGGCUUUCGGAAACAGUUGAAACUUUAUGAAGAAAUGCGGUUCACAUUGAAUGCCAAUUACAAGAAGUUUAGACGAUAUCUGAUGAGUCAAUUGAUGACUAUUGAAAAUAUAGAAAAGUAUAUCAAACGCCGGGAUUACGUGGAAAGUCUGGUAAAAGUACAGAGAGGCCAACAGUACGGAUGCGCCAAAUGUCAGUUCAAGUUAUUCGAUGAGAUCAAUGUCGUUGACAAUGAAGUACCGAACAAGCAAUUGGCGAAAAAAUCAUUCGCUGAUACCAACCAAUGGUGUGGCAAUCUGUUUGUUGAGCCACAGAAAUGGAUGUUACCGUUGAAGAAUGAUAGAGUCAAUUGUCCCAAAUGUCGACAAACCAUCGGCUCUUAUAAUAAUAGUUUUGUCUCAUAUGACUGCAAAUGUCUCAAACAUAAUGGUUUGUUUGGCAUUCAAAUCAAAGUUUCUAAAGACUUGUUUAAGUUAGUCGUUUGA